AUUGUCCUCAGGAUAGAGAGUGUGAUCAAUCAAGAAAAGUUGCACUUUUGUUGCAAAAGGGAAAUAUCAAUGCUGCCCAGCGACUCCUAUCAGAUGAGGACAACUGUGGUUUGCUAGAACUAGACGAAUGUAUUCCUGGCUCUCACAAGUCAGUUAGAGAUGUUCUGAAAGACAAACACCCUGACCCAGCUCCUAUGUUUAAGGAAGCUGUCCUGGACUCCAAAUCUCAGGCACCUCCUACACAUCCCAUUCUCUUCGACAAGAUUGAUGGCUAUCUCAUUCGUGCCAUGUCACUUAAAUGCCAGGGUGCUGCAGGUCCAUCAGGCUUAGAUGCGGCUGCAUGGAGGCGUUUGUGCACUGGAUUCAAAGUCUUGUCUAGAAAUCUCUGUGACUCAAUAGCUUCAACAACUCGCAGGAUUGCAACGCAGUUUAUCGACCCGAGUGGGAUUUCGGCUCUGGUUGCUUGCCGGCUAAUACCCCUGGACAAGAGACCUGGUGUCAGACCAAUUGGAGUUUGUGAAACACUUCGUAGAAUAAUUAGCAAGGCUGUCCUGAGUGUGGUAAAGUCAGAUAUUUUGAACGUAGCCGGACCCUUACAACUCUGUGCUGGUCAGAACGUCGGAUGCGAGGCUGCCAUACACGCUAUUCGAGGUAUUUAUGAUGAAGAUGAAACAGAGGCCGUGCUAUUUGUAGACGCAACCAAUGCUUUCAAUACUUUGAACCGUCAAGUUGCUCUGGCUAACAUAUCUGUCAACUGCCCAGCCAUCUUUCCAAUCUUGGCCAACACGUAUCGACAACCUUCUUCAUUGUUUGUAGGUGGAGAAACGUUGCUUUCUAGUGAAGGAACAACUCAAGGAGAUCCCUUAGCGAUGCCAAUGUAUGCUCUGGCCACAAUUCCACUUCUAAAGAGUGUGCAGACGAAUGGUACAAAGCAGGUAUGGUAUGCAGAUGAUGCAGCUGCUGGAGGCUCGCUAGACUCUGUCUACAUAAAUGGUGGAACAGGUUGGUUGACUUAG
Corticium candelabrum is the source of this 1016-nucleotide messenger RNA. RefSeq lists its product as uncharacterized. The transcript has a single exon. The record is from RefSeq and is a predicted model, not a curated record. Lineage: Eukaryota; Metazoa; Porifera; Homoscleromorpha; Homosclerophorida; Plakinidae. The coding region runs from base 195 to 1016 and encodes 273 amino acids.